CUAGAUCAAUAGUUGCAGCUAGAGGAGCAGUUAGUGAGCAGCGAGAGCGAGAAAGCUGUUCGAGGCAAGCCAGCUAGAGGAGGAUAGUACAAGCGUCACUGGAGGUGUCAGAGAUAGAAUCCGAGCAGACAACAAAGUAGAGUUUUAGUUAUUGAUUUACGAAUAUGAGUAGUGACUGGAGAUUCAAAUUAAGAUUCUAUGGUUGAGGUUUGCCCAAGUGUUAGGGCUUUGUUUUGAGAGAUUUCAGUUCACUUCAGUAUUUGUUAUGGUUAUUUAUGGAAAGCUUCCAUUUCUUUUUUUUACAAGUCCUUCGUUUCUUAUUUUGGUUUAUGAGUCAUCAAGGGCAUUUUGGUAAAAUUAGUACCCGGCCGGGUUAGGGUGUUACAAAAAAUAUAUAUUUCAACAAUUCGAAUCUUAGAAUUGUUUACAAUCUAAAGAUUUAGGCACCCUAGGGAUGGAAUUGGGUCGAAUUAUGUUCAGAAGUUAGUGUUGUUGAAUCAUCCCAGGGAAGAUGAUUGUUGGGUAGUUGCGAUGCUAGACAUGCACGACCUUGCAGUGUUCAAAUUGAAUACGAACGACCCAUGGGACCAUGUAGGUCAAGAGGAGGAUGUCUGCGAUUAUGUGCAUCAUGGCGUCUUCCGGGGGAAGAAUCGCUUCUAUUUCGUGGCAUCUAGUGGGACUUUAAACAUGAUUUACGAUGUCGUGCUUCCAGAUUCCAGGUGGGAUCCUGUUGUUGUCGAUACCAAUCUUCUGAGGCUAUAAAUAUGGAGCGAAGCAGUACUAUCUGGUAGUUUUUCCGUCUAAAGGAGAUGGUGAUUUGAUUCUAGUGACAAGAGUUUUGAGAGAUGCAUGUGAAACAUAUGAUUUGGAUGAAGGUGAUGUCACCAAAUACUUUAAGUUGUUUAAGCUAGAGAACGGGAAUGCGUGGAGGUAGAUCAUAUCCAUUGGUAAGUACGCUCUUGUCUUAGGAAGUUUGGGGUCAAGUUUUGUGAGUACAGCUGAAUGCCCUGAGUUUGGCAGAAGAAGAAAAAGAAUGGAACUUACAUUGUAAUGACUGAUCUUAGCGUCACCUAAUUCCACCCGAAAAAGGUUCAUCUAAACCCAAAAAUUAUGGUCAACUAGUCCAUAAUAGAUGUCGGCAGGAUGCACAUAGGGGUGGGCAAGGGAAACGGGUAUUUGGGUAUACCUGUACCCGUCCCGUUUUUUUAGCGUUACGGGUACCCAAAUACCCAUAAUUUUUUUACGGGAUGAAACUUGGGAUCAACAAUCGCUACUUUGGGUACUCGCGAGUUACCCGUUAAUACCCGUUCGGGUAUUACGGGCACCCGUUAUACCCAUUAGUCCAAUAUUAUUUCAAGAUUGUUUCUAUUUUGAUAAUGGUGAAAAUAAAUAUGAAGAGAACGAAACAGAGUUAAUAACAGAAAAAGAAACCAGCAACCAAGGCACAACACAAUUGAACCAAACUGUUAAAAGGAACACACUAACUAAAAUGAAACAACAGAAAAAGAAAAGGAACUAACAACAAAAGACAAAGUGCUGGAUAGAUGGGCCUUACCAUCCCUGCCAGGUAACCAACAAAUGUUAGCCUGGAAGCUAUUGGAAAGGGUUUCCCAAGCCUCAAGCAAAUUUGCCUCCGCAAGUGGUUAUUUGUGUCUGUCAAAACAUAGUCCGAUCUGAUUAACCCGCCCGAUCAACCCGACCCGCAACCCGACCGCAACUCGAAUUGACUAUAAGUCAAUAACCCGUAACCCGCCCGACCCGCAACCCGAUUGACCCGCAACCCAACUAACCCGCAACCCGAUUGACCCGCAACCCGAUUAACCCAAACCCGAUUGACCCGCAACCCGACUGACCCGCAACCCGAUUAACCCGAACUCGAUUGACCCGUAACCCGACCGACUCAACCCGAAUUUCAUCUAAUCCACUUGAAUAAUUAUAAAAAUAUACAAUACAUAGUUUUUCAAAAUAAAGUUUUUCAUUCUAAACUUAAGUAAAAUUAUUUUUUCAUUUCGUAUAAGAAAUUUAAAAAAUAUGAAAAUCACUUGAUAUUGUGUAUGUUAAGAAAAUUACCAAAAUUGAAACAUGAAGGUCACUUGAGAUCAUGACAAUAUUAAUAUAAUAUAUAAAUUAAAAUUUUGGUUAAUUUAACUAUUCAAUAAAAUUAUCAAUUAAAUAUAAAUAAAGUAAAGUAAUGUAUUUGGUAAUUUGAUGUUUUUAAAAGAAAAGGGAAAUUUUGGUGUAUUCAAGUUUUUGGGAAGAGAAAGAAGAGGGAAAUUUGGUUCUUUGAAUUUUUUUAGAAAAGAAACAAGUGGGGAUUUUUGUGGUUUUGAUAUGUGGGAAGAGAAAGAAGUGGGAAAGUUUGAUUUUUUUUUAUUAUGAAAGAGAAAUAAGGAGGGAAACUUUUGACUUUUCAACUUUUUGUAGAAGGAAAGAAGAAGGUAAUUUGUUUCUUUCAAUUUUAUGGAAGAGAAAGAGGAGGGAAAAUUGAGUUUUUCUAAUGUAUGGAAGGAGAAAGGAGGGAAAUUUUAGUAUUUUGUGAAAAGAAAGAAGGAAACAAAUUUGGUGUUUUCAAUUUUUUGGUUUUUCAUAAUUUUAGCUUUUGAAAUAUGAAUCUUUAACUUUUAUAUGGAGGGCAUGACUAGUUAAAAUUAUUCUUAUAUGCUUUGAAGGCUAAUAUGUAUAUAUGUAUGUAAUUGUUUAUGGGCUAAUAAAUGAAUUAACCAUUAGUUACAAUAAUUUAUACUAAACUUGAUAAGUAAUCUUUGACGGUUCGUUGUUUAGGAUAUAAAGUAUAUGGUUAGGGUAUAAGGUAUAAGGUACAUAUGGUUUAGGGUGUAUAUGGUUAGGGUAUAAGAUAUUGAUGGUUUUAACGGUUGUAAGUUUUUUAUUAACAUAUGUUCACUUGAAGUCAUUUGAAGUCUUUAACGGCAGGAGAUCCCUUUUUAAUUUAUGUUUAUGGUACGUGGUUAGGGUACAAGGUAUGUGGUGUAAAGUAUAAGAUAUAUGGUUAGGGUAUAACAAUUAGCAAAUAUCACUUUUUAUCUAUGUUUUGAAAAUCAAAGUAUGAAUUUCACUUUUAAAUUAACUAUACUAGCAAAAUCACAACUCAAGGACAUAUGAUUAGGGUAUAGGUUAUGUGGUUAGUGUAUAAUGUAUUGAUGGUUUAGGGUAUACAAUCAACAACAUAUACUAACUUAAUAUUGUUGAUUGAGGGUAGAGCUAAGUGUAUAGGAUAUAUGUUAUUGAGUAAGUUAUGAUUGAAGUCACAAUAACUUUACUAAAUUUGAUAGCUAAUCUUUAAUGGUUCAAUUUUUAGGAUAAUUCGAACAAUUUUACAAAUAACUCGUUUGGCAACAGUUUACUGAAGUUAUUUGGGCAAUGAGUUAUUUUGAAAUAACUCCUUUUAUCACUAUUCUUUUGCCAAUUUCCACACGCCAAAUACCAGAUUUGCAUGGUUAUACUAAACGAGAUACUUUAAUUCAAUUACUACUGAAUUAAUACUAAAAUAUCAAAUAAACAAUUAACGGUAUCUUUUGGUUGCAAAUAUUGAUAUCACCAUUACUAUUAGCUAUAAUACUUUACCAAUUAUGAUUAAUUACAUAACAAGUUUGCAAGUCAUACAAAUUGAUUUAAAAUUUUGACUAGUUUUUUUCAAAAAAAUAAAGUAUAUAUACGAGGUAGAAAUAAAUUGGUUAAAAAGUUGAGAAAAUAUUUUAAAUUAGUGUAAUAAAAUGUGUAAGUUGGUAAUGAGUAAUGAGUUAAGUUACUUGAUGCGCUGGCCCGAACAACCCGAAACCCGACCCGCCCGCAACCCGCCCGACCCAAAACCCGAUGAACCCGCAACCCGACUAACCCGCAACCCGUUUGAACCCGAAUCCGAUGAACCGCAACCCGACUAACCCGCAACCCGUUUGAACCCGAACCCGAUGAACCCGCAACCCGACUAACCCACAACCCGUUUGAACCCGAACCUGAUUGAACCCCGCCCGAACCCACCUGAUUGACACCUAUAUUUGUGUCUGAUAAUGGAUUGGUGAGUUUCACCAAAUCAACAGGUUGUCUCGUCCAACAGAUCGAGUUACAUAAUCAGAAAUCAUCGGCACAAUCUCAAAAUGUGGAGCCAAGUUGAAAUCACUCAGUCUGGUUAGGUGCAUGGGAAUCAAGGAUACAACAUCAGGGCUUUCACUAUCAUCACUAUCUCAAUGUAGCCUUCUUCUUUCUGAUCUGUUGGUUUGUUUUGCCACCCUUAUGUUGCUGUUUUGGUUUGUGCAGAAGAAAUAGUUUUGUUGUUUCUAGGAACGGGAACAAUAUAUGCAAAGAAGGGAUUUGAUGGAAUUUUGAACGGGUAUUUACGGGUAGUAUGGGUACCCGUUAUUCAUCCCGUACGGGUAACGGGUACCCGUUAACCCAUACAGGUUUGGGAUAUGGGAUGAAGAUUGCUCUCUAAAUGGGACUGGGUACCCGUCCCGUCCCGUUGCCCACCCCCAGAUGCACACCUCCUGCCUGGUUUCAGGGGUGGAAGUUGGACAGGAGACCACAGAGGCGCAUCCUUGCUUGGCAGCUUUAGACCGCGGCCAGGCAUUGUAUUUGCAGAGCCGAUCUUUGUGGAAUUGGUAACAAAGACGAAAACUAUGGUGAGAAAUAUUUUGUUCGGAGGAAAGAAGGCAUGGAGGAUGAAGACAUUGAAUUGUUAGGAUGCAAGAGCUUAGUCCGCUCUUAAGAGUAGACUAAUGUUGUCCCUUGGAGUCAAGGUACGAGGGAGUGACCCGGGGGGGGGGGGGGGGUCGUCCAAAUCGGAACAGACAAUGUUAAACAGUUCCUCCAUGUCAUCCCUUGGGGAUGUUUAGCAACCACCUUCAAUAUUUGCGAUCACUAGGCAACAAAUACAACAUGUAUGGGUUUCUUUUGUGGUCGUCACCCUUAUUACUGAACCCACCCACCUUUUUCCAAAACCAGCGCCUUUUUCCAUCGAUAUGCAGUCUGUUUGUUGUACCAAAAUGAAAAAAGAAAAUCUAUAUUGUGUACUAGGAAAUACACAUUGUUGUUGAAUAUGAACAUGAGAGGAAUGAAGAAAAUGAGCUUUGUUACUUUGAUUCUGAGGGAGUAUAUCUACUUGCAUAAUCUUUUGGGGUUUCCGGUAGAUGAAUGAAGAGAGAGAUAGAGAAAAAUGAAGAGUUGUAUCUUCUAUUUGGGCGCAUGAACUAUAUAUCCAUAAUGAACGGCAGGAGGAAUGAAGAACAUGUUGACAAUGUGGGACCAAUGGAGAAGAAGGGCAAAUAAAAUUGUAUAUCCCAAUUGAAUAUAUGUUCAGCGCAUUUUUUGUAACCAAACACGGUCUAAUUGAUUUUUUUUUUUGCCAUUUCUAUCUUUCAAUCUAGCUAUAAAGUAGACUAAAGAUUUCACUAAUUGACUAAUUAUAUUUGAGAACCUAUCAUGAUUAUCUCAUUUUAAAUAUAAUAACACUCGAACUAUCUCAAAUGCGGUUUAUUUUACAUUAUAUAUCAUAUACUUAAUUGCUUAUCAAUUUGAUUUUUACAAUGUUUAUAUAUGAUAUUUUAGGAUUUUAACAUUUAAUAACUAAAUAUUAUCUAUAGUUAACCUUAUUAUAGCUUUAAGGGCAUGACUGUAAAUUUAAGAGCAUAUAAUGAGUUAUCCUAUGUCAAUAACGUCACUCGAAUUAUCCCAAAUGCAGGCUAUUUUAUAUUAUAGAUUAUAUACUUAAUUAUUUACCAAUUAUGAGUUUUUUUAAAGGAACCUAGAUGCCUUUUAUUAAUGAAAAUUAAAAUUGGUACAUUUAUCCUAUCUCCGUCUACAAUAGACCUAUUAAUUUUAUUUAUUGAUUAUGAGUUAAGAGUUUAACACUUAGUAACUAAGACAUUGUCGAUCGAUGUAGUAAAAAUGGUGAUUCUACGUAGAAGCAUUUUGACUUUUGAUGACCUAGAAGCGUGAAACUGUAUUUAAGAUUUAAAGAGUAGAUUUUGACUACACUCGUAACUGAGAAGCACGAUUCUAUGUAGAAGCGUUUUGGUGACCUAAAAGCGUAAGCUUUUAAGUGUUAAAAUGCGAUUUUGGCUAAACUAUUGUCGAUAGUAAACCUUAUAGGGCAUGACUAAUUGGUUAUAAUAUAUUUGAGAACAUGGUCAUCGUAUCAUAAUAACCAAUCGCUUCUUUUAUGAUACACAUGACAUAACCUAGCACCCGUUAUAUGAACUAAUUUAAUAGCUUUUGAAAAACAACAUACUUUAUAUAUUUAUAUGAGUUAAUUUGAUAAAUUCUAGGGUAUUAAGUUAUAUAAUUUAAAGUUUAAGAUGUAUAUAGGAUUUUUUGUGGCUUCAAUAACUAAAUUAAUAAUUAGUUUCAACAAUAAUUUGUUUUAGAAAAGUUCACUUAAUUUGUCAAUUUGUUUUUUAUGCUUCUACAUUUGUUACAACUUUUGCACUACAUGAUUGUUAUUUUACAACACUGAAGCAAAAAUUUGAUCCAUUUAAGUUGUGCUCGAGUUACAUUUUGGUUUCAAAAUGAGGUUUAAGGCUGGUCCGAUAAGUCAUACGAUUGCUAUAACUCAAUCAUCUAAAAAAAUACAAAAUUAAUUUAGUACUUUGGCUAGUUUUCAAACUUAUAUAGGUAAUUCUGCCCAAAACAACUUUUAUAAGUACAUAUAUUAUGUAGAAAUAAAAUUUCUAAAAAUUACGAAAAAAUGUCUGACAUUAGUGUAAGUUGUAACGAAUAAAAGUAACACAAUGCGUUGACCCGAACAACCCACAACCCGAUAUGCUCGCAACCCGCCUGACUCGUAAUCCGAUAACUAUUACCUAAUUGACCCACAAUAUGACGAAGUCGCAGCUUGACUAACCCGUAACCCAAUCAACCCGCAACCCGACUAACCCGUAACCCGCUUGAACCAAACCAAAACCCGCCUGAUUGUCACCUCUACAAACAUACAACAAUACAAACCAGAACGACAAACCAUAUUUACAAACAAUACAACACAUACGGGCUAUACAAACAAUACAAAAUGGAAAACAACAUGGUUGAUUUUGGAUGGUCCUCCCAAUAUAGAGGAGUUUUGUCCCAAAGUCAACCAUGCUAUUUUUUAUACAUACAAACAUGGUGAACAACAAGACAAACUAUAUAAACUAGAUUUAAAACAAUACAAACCAUAUAAAAUGUAUUUACCAACAAUACAAACCAUACAAAAUGGAAAAGAACCUGAUUGAAUUUGGAGGCGUCGUCCCUGUAUGGAGGAGAUUUGUCCCAAUGUCAACCAGAUUGAUUUUUUUAUAAGGGCGAUGAUUUUAUUAAUGACAAAUAUCAAUACACGAACAAACACAAACAAGGGGUAGGGAUCACAAGACUUGAUCCCAGACCCGAACAAAGCAGAAACAUAAAAAAAUAUGGACAAACACACACAGGGAAGAGAACUGAAACAAAGCGCUAAGCAGGCCAGACCACCUCUGCGCAAAAGGACAAGUAGAGACUUCGCACAUCUGUAAACAAAACAAACAAACUCGCCAAAGACAGACCAUGUUGUUUUUUAGUCAUAUAAACAUUACAAACAUUAUAAAAGAAACCGAAAAAUAUUAC
Molecule: messenger RNA, 7584 nt
Organism: Linum trigynum
Lineage: Eukaryota; Viridiplantae; Streptophyta; Magnoliopsida; Malpighiales; Linaceae
Source: the annotation of a GenBank genome assembly